AUGGCGCUGACCACCGAGGCCACUUGGACCGAGAGAAAGGGAACAUUCUACAAUAUAAAUGAUCGGAUUAUGGAUCGCAUGUUGCGCACAUUAGACGAGUCAUGGAGUCCCUGCAAGCAUUUCUACAGGUAUUCCAAUGGGCGACAUACCGAGGGCUUUGACGUGAAUCCCGGAAUGCUGUUUGCUGACUCGUUAGAGGAGCAGAUAAACGCCAAGUUACAUGACGUCUUCGAGAAGUUCAAGAAUCGAUCCCACAAAGAAGGCAGCAUGGAGGAAAAGGUCUUCAGGCUGUACAACUCCUGCGAAGCGGCGAGAAGAGAGAACCGGAGCUCAAAUAUUUUCCUAGACGUAAUGAGGCCAGAUGUUAAUCUCUCCUGGCCUUUGUAUAUGCCAGAAGGCAGGGAAUGGCCAAAAGACCAAUUCCGGUGGCUGGACACCCUGGCCCGAAUGAGUCGCUAUGGACUGCGGAACUUCCUGUUCCAUGUGAGUCUCCGUGUGGAUAGCGAGGAUAAUCGAAGCUACAUUACACGUAUGAGUCUGCAGAAGCUGGAAGCUGAGUACGGAAUAAACCUUAUGAAGUUUUUCAAGAUUGCUCUUGACCGGAAGCUCGACCCGAAUACCGAGAUCCUAGUGGAUGUGGGAUACCUAACAGAGCUUAACCAAAUGCUGAAUUCCUACGACCAGGAGACUGUGGCCCACUACCUAAUGGAGCGCUUUGGAACAUUCAUGACUUCCUAUGAGAAGAAGGAUAAUUAUCAGUGUAUCGUCGCUGUCAGGACCUCCAUGAAAGCCGCCUGUGAGAAGCUGUAUAAGAAGCAUAUCCUGGGCGAAACCCAGGAGCUCGAGGCUCAGGUCCAAAGAGUGUUCGAGGCAAUAAAGAAGCAGUUUAGCCGGAGGCUGACGGCAAAUCGCUUGAAUCUAUCGACCACUUACAUAUCUAACCUGCGGAAAAAACUAGAAACUACGACUAUAAAUAUUGGUGUCCUGCCCAAGAAGAAGAAUCGCCAGAAGACGGACAACUAUUUAUAUGACAAACUCAAGUUCAACUUCGAUGAUGAUUUCGCGACUAUGCAGUUGAAUGCCCUGGAUGUGCUAGCGAAGUCCGAAGACCUUUUCCAAGAUAAAUUUGAUACAUUAAUUGGUUCCAUUAUUAUUUAUCCGGGUUUCACAAUUGAAUUCGGAAGCAAUCGCACAAUCUUUAUUCCCUAUGACCUUCUGGAGGAGCCUAUCUUUAUGACUCAGAGUCACGAUGUCUUCAAGGUGAGCCUGCUGGGCUACAUUAUUGCGGAGCAACUCCUGAAAGCCCUAUAUCCCAUGUACAUUGACUUCGACUGCAAGCAUUACAAGGAAUUUAUUGAUUUAUUGGACAAUAAUCAGCUCUAUUGGGACCGAUCCUCCGCAUGCUCCUCUCGACACCAAGUUGAUGAACAGAACUGGUGGGGACUCCAUCUGGUUGUGUUGAAUAUAGUUCACGAUGCCUACUUUUCCCCGGACUCUGGAUUCAGCCAAGAGCAGCCAGACUUCACCAGCAAGCCGCUGAAGCAACUCUUUUUCCUGAACGUCGCCCAGUACAUCACCGCAUAUAACUUUUUUUGGACGGAGUCGACUUCAGCCCCGACAAUUCCGGAUUCCCCAUCUGAAAAGGAUCUUUUCUACAACACGGUUUUUAGAAUGCCUUCUUAUGCUGAGGCCUUCAACUGCUCGACCAGUGAUUAUAUUGUAGAUGUAGAGUUAUGA
Messenger RNA from Drosophila serrata, 1737 nucleotides. Its product is annotated as membrane metallo-endopeptidase-like 1. NCBI's taxonomy places the organism in Eukaryota, Metazoa, Arthropoda, Insecta, Diptera, Drosophilidae. Gene Ontology annotation, molecular function: metalloendopeptidase activity. Gene Ontology annotation, biological process: protein processing. The record is from RefSeq and is a predicted model, not a curated record. Gene Ontology annotation, cellular component: plasma membrane.